Molecule: messenger RNA, 2249 nt
Organism: Olea europaea var. sylvestris
Lineage: Eukaryota; Viridiplantae; Streptophyta; Magnoliopsida; Lamiales; Oleaceae
Exons: 2
Coding region: 8-1855 (615 amino acids)
Molecular function (GO): protein dimerization activity
Source: RefSeq, a predicted model, not a curated record
GAAGGAAAUGUUCGGUAACGAGCUUUCAAUAAAGAAACAGGUAAGUUUAAGCAAGGAAGUUGGAGAAUUGUACCACUCGCUCUUUCCAUUUAAGAGAAAUAGGAGCCCUCAGACAGAAUCAUUAAAGCACAAAAUGAUGGAUCUCACCGAGACUGAGAGUUCUGGGACUAAAAGGCAUCUUAAAAGGGACGAUCGAUUUGAUAACAGUGUAAUAGAAAGCAUCCCUUCUCCUGGGAGAGUGUUUUCAGAGAUACCUGCCAGUAGCUCAAGAGAUCCGUCAUUGGACGAGGCUAAAAAAUGUAUAGGUAGAUACUUCUAUGAGACAGCAACUGAUUUUGAUGUUGUCAAAUCAUGUAGCUUUCGCACAAUGAUUGAUUCCACCCUUGGUCAUGGGAAGAUAAUUCCCAGCUGCGAGGAGUUAAAAGGGUGGAUCCUCGAGGAUGCUGUAAAAGCGAUGCAAAACUUUGUAAAGGAUAUAAGAACUUCAUGGAUAAGUACAGGUUGUAGCAUUGUACUGGAUGGUUGGAUAGACGAGAAAGGUCGAGACCUUGUGAAUAUUUUAGUGAAUAGCCCCAAGGGUGCGGUUUAUCUUAGAUCAUCUGAUAUUUCAGCUUUUGUUGGGGAUGUUGAUGCCAUGUUAUUGUUCCUUGAGAAGGUUCUGGACGAAGUUGGGGUCGAGAAUGUGAUUCAAGUUAUUACAUAUUCGACAUCAGCCUUCAUGAAAGAAGUGGGCGAGCGGCUGACAAACAAGCACAGACAUGUUUUUUGGACAGUGAGUGCUUCUACCUGCUUAGAACUUAUGUUAGUAAAAUUUGAAAGUAUGAGUUUCAUUAGAGAUAUAUUGGAGAAGGCCAGAACAAUAACAAGCUUCGUCCAAAACCACCCGAGUGCCCUGAAACUUUUGAGAGCUUAUACUCGGGUAGAGAACCUUGUAAAGUCUUCCAAAAUUAGGUCUGCAGAGCCAUACUUGACCCUUGAGAAUAUUGUUUUGGAGAAGAAGGGUUUGGAAAACAUGUUCUCUUCAUCCGAGUGGAGAACCUCAGAUCUAUCAGACUCCAUCGACGGAAAAAAUGUCGAUUACUUGGUGGCAGAUCCUACUUUUUGGAAUGGGGCAUUAGUGGUUUUGACGGCAGCUAUUCCUAUAGUACGGGUUUUAUACUUGAUAAACAAGAACAAUAAGCCCCAAAUUGGUCUUAUAUACGAAACAAUGGAUCGAGCCAAGAAAACAAUCAAAGAGGGGUUCAAAAAUAAGGAAAGCCUGUAUAUGCCGUUCUGGAAAGAAAUAGACAAUAUUUGGAUCAUGCAUCUCCACAGCCCACUGCAUUGCGCCGGUUACAAUUUAAAUCCAACUCUUUUUUAUACAGAUGGUUACCACAAUGAUUUAGAAGUUCACAAAGGACUUUUUCUUUCUAUCAUCAAGAUGAAUGGAGAUAGUCGCGUUCAAGAGCUGAUCAUGAUGCAGUUACAAGAGUAUUUAAGGGCAAGUGAUGCUUUCAGUGUGGGAUCCAAAUGCCUAUCAGAUUUUUCACCAGCACUCUGGUGGAAAAAAUUUGCAGAAAAAUAUCCUGAAUUACAGCGAUUGGCAACUCAAAUUCUUAGCCAGAGUUGCGAUGGUGCCUCAAAAUUCAAGCUGAAAAGGAGUUUGGUUGAGUUUCUACUCACAAAGGAACAAAACUGUACAGAGCAGCAGAUAUUAAAGGAUUUGAUAUUUGUCCAGUAUAAUUUGCAGCUACAAAAUUUUGAGACGAGCCAGAGCUCAUACAUCUCUGCCAAUGAGAUCGGUCCAAUGAAUAAUUGGAAGGUUGACGAAGCACAUAGUGGUGACAUUGAACCGUCACUAAUGGGCUUCGAUUAAUUUUGGGAUCCCCUAAUUGAGGGGUGAGCCGUGUGGAAGGGCCAUCCUACUUUAGCCAGAAAUAGUAUCUAAUAAAAAUAUCAUAAUUUGUAUGAGUACUUGACUUGGAUAGACUUUUUUUAUAAGGUGAUUGUGUAGAAUUAAAGGCAUUGUUCUUCACUGAUUCCAUGGUUAUAUGAGCAAUAUGAAAAGAGUGUAUGAGCAUGUAACCAUGGUGCAAGCUGUUCGUAAGGCUUUAGCCAUAACUCGUGCCGCAGCACAAUAGACCAAUCAAAAGAGCAAAUUUCCUCUAAUAAUUUUAACGAGUUUCUGUGAACGCCUUUGAAUUUUUGAAAUUCUUCUCUUACAUACUUCUAUGCAAAUGUUUUGCCAUUUGGAGAUUUCAUAUGAUAUG